Glycine soja is the source of this 2230-nucleotide messenger RNA. RefSeq lists its product as uncharacterized. The transcript has 3 exons. Bases 1166 to 1675 code for a protein of 169 amino acids. NCBI's taxonomy places the organism in Eukaryota, Viridiplantae, Streptophyta, Magnoliopsida, Fabales, Fabaceae. The record is from RefSeq and is a predicted model, not a curated record.
UGUUCGUGGUGGCUUAAGUUCAGUUUAAUUGUAUGUUUGACUAGUCAAAAUUGGAAUUUGAUCAGCGCGAAAAAGGGAAUCAGGGUGUAUGCGUAUGUAUGACUUGGAAAGUUUUUAGAGUUUGGAGGGCAAUAAUUGAGGAUUUUGUAAAGGCUUGUUUGAGUUUGGUGUUUGUACCUUUCACCUUUUGCUAUAUUCCCUGAAUCUCAGCCAUUGCUUAUCACGACCUCUCCCUCCAAUUCAACCUUUUUUUAAUGUCUUGAGUCUUGUUUAGAAAUAUAGAAUCCUAAGGUGGACCUUGAAUUGGGGGAAAACAGUAAAAUUCUCCUCCAAUUGUGUGGCAAUGACAUGAUUUUUCAUUUUGCUUCCUCAGCGAAAAUGCCACUAGCAAAAGGGCCAUCCGUUGUUUCUAUUUGAUAUUAUUGGAUCGAAUUAUCAAAAGUACUCAUACACAUCAAAUCGAAUAUAAGUGCACUGUGCAGCCAGCUACAAAAAUAAGGAUAAUUUUGAUACAUUCUGUCAACUAAUUAAAAAAUGUUUAAAAUGAGUGUUAAAUAGUAAUUAUUAUAAAAGUUAAAGAUUUUCAAUAACAUAAUAAUCUAUAAUUGAAUGAGAAUAAAUUUUUUUAUACCACUAUAUUCUAAUUGGAUUUCAUAAAAAUAAGAUAAAAAUGCAUUUUUUUUUCAGGGCAGGAGGAUAGGGAGGAUGAGUGUGUCUAUAACCUUAUGGGCACAGUCUAAAAGAAGAAGAAAUGAUGAACAAUAUAUGCUCGUUAUAAACUUUGAUAUUGUUCUAAAAAAAAACAGUAGUUUACAUGGAUCAUAUAAACUUGGACCAAUUAGAAGUCAGAAAAAAUUAACUACCUACAAAAAACUAGUUUUGCAGAUGGCAGUAACUAACUAAGCUAUUAAUAGAAAUAUUUAGUCAAUACCCUUCAACCUAGAAUAUGAACAUCAAACAUUCCAAGCUUGUUAUGUAUUGUAUGAAAGGGAACAAAAUAGAGGCAUAGUUGAUACGCCAGUAUCAUGAAAUUAGCUAGCAAGUGUAGGAUGCUUGCUUGAACUUUGUCCCUAACAAUGUGCAGAGUUUAUUUUGAUAUGUUUUGUUCUCAUGGAAUAUUGAAUUUGGGCAGUUGCUUCCUGCACCCCAUGGUUCUUUGUUUUGUAUGCAGAGUAAGAUAGCUGCUAGCAUGGGAAUGGAUACUGCCGUGGAGUCAAUGCAUCAACUUAGAUUUGGGAAACAACUAGUUCCAGAAAUGCUUAAGGAGCUUCUAGAUGUGUAUGGAACUUCAGGAUGGCCCUAUAUUGAAGAGGCCUCUUACAAGCUCCUAAUCGAAGCCAUACUUAACAAACAACAAGGUUCUGCAGAAGAUAAGGAAGGUGUUAUCAAUGAGACAUCAUCAGCUGGGAUAUCUGAAGUUGGCUCUUCUGGCCUAGUGGCUGAGGACACUCUAAUAUUGCAUGCUAGUGAUGGUUUGGACUCUUCACUUCAAGCCAAUGAUCAAGAAUAUGCAUCACUUGUUAAUCUAGAAACUGAAUUUUAUUCCAUCCUCUCUCAGUUCCUCCCAUUUGAAAAUAUAUUUAAAUUAAAUAACCCUUUGGAUGACAUCCAUAAAUCUAUCUUCAUCAUUCUUAAGCCUGAUUGCAGACUUAUUUGUUCGUAUUUAAUUCUUUAAAUUGAACUAAGUAAUGUACAAGUUAAAGUUUCUUCAACAAUUCAAGUCAAUAGUUUGGAAGCUGCGAUUAAAUUGCAAACACAAGAUAUAUUUGCUGCUUAACUGCAUCACAUUUGAAGAAGUUAUGUCUAAUUUUCCAAAAGAGUGAAGAAAAACUUACUGACUUUUCUUUUGCUUAUGCUAAAUCUCUGUGUUUUGUUUCUAGUUGUUAGUCAUUCUGUUGUGCAAGCUGAUAGAGGAGGACAUGAACAAUUAUAGCGCAUUUGUCAAGACUCCAACGAUUCAAUCUUCCGAAGCAUUUGAUCAUUUUUUAUGCCACAAGGGUAAAGGUUACUAUGGAUUGAUUGGUAAUGGUAGCCAAGAUGAUGAUGUUGAACUUAUCCACUUUCCAGUUGCACCAUUACAUAGACAAAUUGAGAAGAUGCUUGGGCAGUAUAUGGUAUGUAAAUUCUUGGCCAUUAAAAGCACUUGUAAUUAAGCCAGGGUGAUAGGUAGCAACUUCUUGUUCGUGAGACAUUGAAGAUGACUCAGUUGACUGAUUUUUGUUACGUAGUC